AAUUAUUCAUCAUAUCAAAUAUGUUUAUGCUCAUUUCAUAUAAUAAAUAUUUUAAUGGAAUAUUUUAUUAAAUAUAAAUUUAAAAUUGAAUGUAUCAUUCAUGAUAUUACUGAUUAUAAACAACAUAUUUAUUCUAUUGAUAGUGAAUUACAUGAAAGACUUCAUAUAGUAUGGUUGGGAUAUUUUUAUGAAUUAUAUGUACAACCAGAUUCAUUAUAUGGAAUAAUGUGGAUAUUUAGUCCAUUGAAUGAUAAUUCACAAAUUAUAAAAACUAAUCUUAUAUGGUCAAAGAAAAUUCCAGCAAAAUUUCGAUUUUAUUGUUCUUAUUGCAAUCAUAUAUGGACAUCGAAAAAAGGAUAUAUUAAUAUAUUUAUCGGUCAUCGUCCAUUAAACAGAAUAAUUGAGCAAUCUGGUUAUAUAAUUAAUAUUUAUGAAUUUCUAUUCUCUUUAGAUCAACAGAAAUGUACUCAAUGUAAUUCGAAUAAAUUAAUUUCAGGAUCAACAUAUCCACAUGAAGUGAUAAAAGUUUUAACAUACAUUAGAAAUUAUAUUACUAUUAAACCGAUAUAUUUCAAUACAACUCAAUAUGGAUUCCAAAUUGAAUUUUUUAAAAAUUCAUUUACUUUUAAUCAACUAAAGUCCAAAAACAAAGAAACCAAUAAUUCUCAGAUCGUAUCCAAUACUAACGGUGAGACAUUCAAAGAAAUCUGCCCAACAAAAAACGAUCAAUUCUUUGAUUCUUCGAAAAAGUCCAGCGAAAUUUCAAAGUUCAUUAAACAUUCAAAAAAUUACCCAUUCAAUGAAGCAAGUAUCAAAUGUAAUCAUCAUACUUUAUCUAUUACUGAAGGAAAAUCAUCAGUACAAUUACUAAAAGACAACAAUCAAGAAGUUAUUAUGAAAAAUAAUAAAUUAAAUAACAUCAAUAAGAAUGAUACAGAUCUUUAUUUGAACAAGGAACCGGUCAGUUUGAAAUGCAUUCCUAAACCUACUGAACUUGAAUCUACAACAGUUGAUGAUUGAAAACAAACUGAAAAUCAGAUCAAACAUGGAAUCAAAAUUAUUUCAAAGUGUAAUAAUUAGACAUAAAGAAGAAUUGAGAAACUUUUAGUCAAACGUCCUCAUUUCCUUAGUCAAUGUCUAUGUAGAUAAUAGUGUUAUAUCCUAGUAAAGAUUACAUUACGAGUAACCUCUGAGACCUAUUAAUUGACGAAUAUUAUCUAUACAUUCUUAUGGUAUAACUAUUCAAUAAUUAGAUUAUAUAUAUUUAUAUUCCCCUUGUUAUAAGCUUUAUUUUGACCUAUAAUUUAUUAUUGUAAGAUU
Molecule: messenger RNA, 1320 nt
Organism: Schistosoma mattheei
Lineage: Eukaryota; Metazoa; Platyhelminthes; Trematoda; Strigeidida; Schistosomatidae
Source: the annotation of a GenBank genome assembly